CGAAGAGGGAUAUGACUUCCAAUCCCGAUGACUCGCCUGGGCAGCCCCCACGAAAGAAGGUCCGAAAGGGGACCCGCAGUUGCUGGGAAUGUAUCUGUCCCUGAUUUCUUCGCUGCAAUGGUCGGUCUCUGACACCAAGUAGGUAAACAUCGGAAAGUGCGCUGCCACUUCGCAAACAGUGGCGACCUGACUUGCAGAGAAUGCCAAUCCCGUGGGUCCGUCUGUCGAAGUCAGGACCUGCCAGAGCCAGAAAAUCCGCGUGAAUCAGAUCGCGGGUCUCUUAUCGAGAGAAUGACCCGCGUGGAAUCGCUGUUGGAAAAAGUUCUACAACGAAUGGGCAAUGGAGAUGCCUGCGAUCGGCAACCGUCGCCAUCCCUGGUGGACCACAAUAAUAGAGGUGCUAGCCCGCCGGCUAUAACCCCUUCAGCUCAUGAGAACGCACCCGUAUUGUCGCUGUUCAAUAACACCGUGCUUGGUUCACACCAACCAGACACUCAGCAUCAAAGCUCUCGGAACGACAUAGCUGACCCAGAGGUGCAGAAUCUGCGGGCGAACUUGCUGGCUUUUUUGCCGUCUCAAACCACAGUAAACAAGCUAGCGGAUGAGAACAACUCUUGGUGGCUCAUUCGAGUGCAGUGCUUUGGGGACGAAGAGAAAUCAUUGCUCUCUAAACCGGUGGCUGCUCUUCGUAAAAGCCACCCCGUAGUCAUUGCAAAAGCGCUGCUGUGGGUUAUUGUCUGUCUUCAACAACUGCCACCAAGAUAUGACACUAGCUCCCUCGGUCUUCCCUGCUCACCAUUGCAGUUUACGCAGCAAUGUAUCGCUUUGGUUACAACGUCGAUCUGCUCGCACAAUUCCAUGAUCCGGAAUGUCGAUGGACUGGAGUGUUUGGUUCUACAAGGUGUCUUUUAUAACAACGAUGGCAAGCUCCGACGUGCCUGGCUGUCUUAUCGACACGCCCAGAAUGUAGCCCAACUUAUGGGGCUUCAUCGACCGACUCCGGCGUCGCAAGAGGGCUCGACAUCUUUAGCACGUGCGAAAGGCAUCUGGAGACACAUUGUCUUCGCCGACCGCUAUCUUUCGCUCAUGCUGGGAAUGUGCCACGGUGUUGGCGAUGGUGCUCUCGAUCAGCAAUCCGCUUCACAAAACAUUGAAACACCUCACAUGAACAGGCUUUUCGUAGCGGCCGGCUCGAUCAUUGAACGAAACCAGACAUUUCCUACCUACUCACCAGACAUGAUGCGAAAGACGCAAACAAUUGACGCCGAACUCGGGGAUAUUGAUCCAACAACAAUCAACACCGACGGGAUUGAUCCGUCCGCUAAAACGCCGGAGCUUGCCCAAUGCUACGCCAAGUUAAUGACCCAGAUGUGGCACUUCCAGCUAACAGCAUGGCUACACCUGCCGCUUAUGCUUGAUUCGAGCACACAUAAGCGAUAUGAGUAUAGUCGGCAGAGUUGUUUAGAAGCAUCCAGACAUAUGAUCACAUGCUACAUAGCCAUCCGAAGUCUUACAGGGCAGAGCUUUUGUUGCAAGUCGCUGGAUUUUCAAGCCUUCACUGCGGCCGUGACCCUUUUGAUCAACCUGCUGGGGUCGGAGAAUCGACAAAAACCUACUCCAGAGGACUGGGAGCCGGCUAAUAAGGUCAUGGAUAUUCUGGAACAACUGGCGCAGGCACAGCCUGACGAGGUUGCGUCACGGGCCCUGAGUGUCUUGCAAACCCUCAAGAAUCUCUCGUCUGGCCGAACGGAUACUUCUUCAAAUGGCGCUGAGAGAAACCCCGAAGAGGAAUCCAAUCGCCUCAAGCUGGUCAUUCCGUAUUUUGGGACGGUCUUUCUAGACCGUAGGAUCAACUCGAGUGAUGCACCUGAUUCCAGUCGUCUGCUACAAAUCGCGCCCAAUGUAGUCGAGGGGACUCAGACGGCAUCUUCGCAGGAAGUAAUUCCUCCCGAUCCAGGCUCUGUUCGAUUAGAUGACAUCAACUUCUUUCCCGGCGUAGAGGCUGGGCCAGAGUUGAUCUCCGAACUUUGGUCUACGGAUCCCUCCUUGACACAGUCUCCAUUUUUGGCCGACUUCAGCGGUGGCUGGGACUGGGGAUUUAUCUAA
Aspergillus steynii IBT 23096 is the source of this 2106-nucleotide messenger RNA. RefSeq names its product fungal specific transcription factor domain-containing protein. The record is from RefSeq and is a predicted model, not a curated record. The transcript is spliced from 2 exons. Lineage: Eukaryota; Fungi; Ascomycota; Eurotiomycetes; Eurotiales; Aspergillaceae. Bases 292 to 2106 code for a protein of 604 amino acids.